Messenger RNA from Urocitellus parryii (Arctic ground squirrel), 3047 nucleotides. NCBI's taxonomy places the organism in Eukaryota, Metazoa, Chordata, Mammalia, Rodentia, Sciuridae. The record is from RefSeq and is a predicted model, not a curated record.
AUGUCAGCCGUAAACUUUGAACUGGAUAAUCUUUCUCCCAAAGGCUUCAGACAUGAGCAGACUUCCAGCUCUGAUUUUACUUCAACCUGUUUAACUGAACUCUCUGGUGAUUCCAGUGGAAUGGAUUUUCAACACUCCACUUCUGUCCCCACAGGCCUGCAAAAGUUGUGUUCUCCUUAUUGUUAGCUUGGGAAAAGUGUGUGGGUACUUGAAGAUAAAUAUAAUGAAGGUAUGAAUGUAAGCAAAAGUGAGAUAACAAAAGAAACUUCAUUGAAACCAUCUAGGAGAUCCCUGCCUUGCCUUGCCCACAGCUAUGCUCAUUCAAAGAGCUUGAGCCAGUCCACCUCGCUCUUCCAGUCAACCGAGAGUGAAUCUCAGGCUCCAACCUCUGUAACUUUAAUCUCUGCUGACAAAGCAGAGCAAGUUAACCCCAAAGAGAAUGAAAAAGACUCCGUGCUCAAAUGCUCCUUUGCUGACCUCAGCGAUUUUUGCUUGGCCCUAGGAAAAGAGAAGGAUUACAUGGAUGAAUCAGAACAUGCUAACUAUGAUCGAUCGCGUCUCAUUAAUGACUUUGUUAUCAAAGAUAAACCUGAAUCCAAAGCAAAGUUAUCUAAGAAUGACAUGAAUUACAUAGCCUCUAGUGGACUUCUAUUUAAAGAUGGCAAAAAGCGAAUUGACUACAUCCUGGUUUAUAGAAAGACGAAUAUACAAUAUGGCAAAAGAAACACAUUUGAAAAGAACCUCAGAGCAGAAGGCUUGAUGUUGGAGAAGGAGCCAGCUGUUGCAAACCCUGAUAUAAUGUUCAUUAAAAUCCAUAUCCCAUGGGAUACGCUGUGCAAGUACGCAGAGAGACUGAGUAUCAGGAUGCCCUUCAGGAAAAAAUGCUAUUAUACAGACCGGAGGAGUAAAUCAAAGGGCAGGUUGCAAAAUUAUUUUAAAAGAAUAAAAAAGUGGAUGUCCCAAAAUCCAAUGGUUCUUGACAAGUCAGCUUUUCCAGACCUUGAGGAGUCAGACUGCUACACUGGCCCCUUUAGCAGAGCACGGAUUCACCAAUGUACRGGCUAUGGAGGUAUCCGCAAACUUAUAAACAAUGGCUCAUAUAUAGCAGCAUUUCCCCCACACGAGGGAGCUUAUAAGAGUAGCCUACCCAUCAAAACCCAUGGACCUCAGAAUAGAAGACAUCUGUUAUAUGAGCGCUGGGCACGCUGGGGAAUGUGGUACAAGCACCAGCCUCUGGACUUAAUCAGGCUGUACUUUGGUGAGAAGAUUGGGCUGUACUUUGCUUGGCUGGGGUGGUACACUGGCAUGCUGAUUCCUGCAGCAGUGGUUGGCUUGUGUGUGUUCUUCUAUGGAUUGGUUACAAUGAAUGAAAGUCAAGUAAGCCAGGAGAUUUGUAAAGCCACCGAAGUCUUCAUGUGCCCUCUGUGUGAUAAGAACUGUUCCUUGCAGAGACUCAAYGAAAGCUGCAUCUAUGCCAAGGUGACAUAUUUGUUUGAUAAUGGAGGGACAGUCUUCUUUGCUAUAUUUAUGGCAAUAUGGGCCACAGUCUUCCUGGAAUUUUGGAAAAGGAGAAGAAGUGUAUUGACCUAUGCUUGGGACCUUAUUGAAUGGGAAGAAGAAGAGGAAACACUUCGCCCCCAGUUUGAAGCCAAGUAUUACAAGAUGGAARUAAUAAAUCCCAUCACAGGAAAACCUGAGCCACAUCAGCCUUCAUCAGACAAAAUCACUCGUCUUCUCGUGUCUGUCUCAGGGAUAUUCUUCAUGAUUUCUCUGGUGAUCACUGCUGUGUUUGCUGUUGUGGUGUACCGCCUGGUGGUCAUGGAACGGUUCGCAUCAUUCAAGUGGAAUUUCAUCAAACAACACUGGCAGUUUGCGACAUCUGCUGCUGCUGUCUGUAUCAAUUUCAUAAUCAUCAUGUUGCUGAAUCUUGCUUAUGAAAAAGUUGCUUACCUCCUCACUAAUUUAGAAUAUCCACGAACAGAAUCUGAAUGGGAAAACAGCUUUGCCCUGAAGAUGUUCCUUUUCCAAUUUGUCAAUUUAAACAGUUCUAUUUUCUAUAUCGCUUUCUUUUUGGGAAGAUUUGUAGGCCAUCCAGGAAAAUACAAUAAACUUUUUGACCGGUGGAGAUUAGAAGAAUGUCAUCCUAGUGGCUGUUUGAUAGACCUCUGCCUCCAGAUGGGUGUUAUCAUGUUUUUGAAGCAAAUAUGGAACAACUUCAUGGAGUUGGGAUACCCGCUGAUCCAGAACUGGUGGUCACGACAUAAAAUCAAGCGGGGAAUACAGGAUGCCUCUAUACCUCAGUGGGAAAAUGACUGGAAUCUGCAGCCCAUGAACAUCCAUGGCCUGAUGGAUGAAUACUUAGAAAUGGUUUUGCAAUUUGGCUUUACCACCAUCUUUGUAGCAGCUUUUCCUCUGGCCCCGCUUUUGGCUUUGUUAAACAAUAUCAUUGAAAUCAGGCUUGAUGCAUACAAAUUCGUCACCCAGUGGAGGAGGCCUCUCCCAGCCCGAGCAACUGACAUAGGUAUCUGGCUUGGAAUUCUUGAAGGAAUUGGCAUAUUGGCUGUGAUCACCAAUGCAUUUGUAAUUGCUAUUACAUCUGACUACAUCCCACGUUUUGUCUAUGAAUACAAAUAUGGCCCCUGUGCAAAUCAUGUAGAACAGAAUGAAAAUUGCUUAAAAGGAUAUGUCAACAAUAGCCUAUCCUUCUUUGACUUGAGUGAGCUUGGUCUAGGAAAAUCUGGUUACUGCAGGUACCGAGACUAUCGAGGGCCCCCUUGGAGCUCCAAACCCUAUGAAUUCACCUUACAAUACUGGCACAUCCUUGCUGCUCGAUUGGCCUUCAUUAUCGUGUUUGAGCACCUCGUUUUUGGAAUUAAGUCAUUCAUCGCAUACCUGAUUCCAGAUGUACCAAAGGGCCUACAUGAAAGAAUACGACGAGAGAAGUACUUAGUCCAGGAAAUGAUGUAUGAGGCUGAACUAGAACAUUUACAACAACAACGGAGACAGAGUGGUCAGCCUGUUCACCAUGAGUGGCCUUAGUUGAUACC